AUGUCAUCCUCUCGCAAGACCGAGGACGUUGCCCAUGUGCCGCCCACCCUCUCGGACCUCCACUGCUUCACCGAGACGGAGGGCGUCAUCACGACCACCAUGUUCGACAUACCCGGGUAUCGCGUCGUCCGCACCCUCGGCGCCGUUUACGGUCUCACCGUCCGUUCCCGCAACUGGGCCGCCGGGCUCGGCAUGGUCCUCAAGUCCAUCGCCGGCGGCGAGCUGCGCUGGUUCACCACGAUGCUCUACAGCUGCCGCAACGACGCCAUCUCGCGCGUCGUCACCGAGACCAAGUCGAGGGGCGGCAACGCCGUCAUUGCGCUGCGGUUCGAUGCCGGGGAGCUGGGCGGCUUCGCCCAGGUCUGCGCGUACGGGACGGCCUGUGUCGUGGAGAAGAUUGAAGACCACAAGGGGGUGGCGCCGCAGUUGCAGGCGUGA
This is a messenger RNA of Verticillium alfalfae VaMs.102, 438 nucleotides long. Its product is annotated as yjfJ. Lineage: Eukaryota; Fungi; Ascomycota; Sordariomycetes; Glomerellales; Plectosphaerellaceae. Bases 1 to 438 code for a protein of 145 amino acids. The transcript has a single exon. The record is from RefSeq and is a predicted model, not a curated record.